This is a messenger RNA of Hermetia illucens (black soldier fly), 1745 nucleotides long. Its product is annotated as G protein-activated inward rectifier potassium channel 3-like. Gene Ontology annotation, molecular function: inward rectifier potassium channel activity. The transcript is spliced from 4 exons. The record is from RefSeq and is a predicted model, not a curated record. Gene Ontology annotation, cellular component: plasma membrane. Bases 188 to 1465 code for a protein of 425 amino acids. NCBI's taxonomy places the organism in Eukaryota, Metazoa, Arthropoda, Insecta, Diptera, Stratiomyidae. Gene Ontology annotation, biological process: regulation of monoatomic ion transmembrane transport; potassium ion import across plasma membrane.
GUGUCUUCACCAAAUUCUGGAGCAGUCCUAUUCGAACUCCAACCACGACAACUAGGCGCUCCUUGGAUACAUCUCUAAGAGUUGGUAGAAGCAGGCCCUACUCAACUGUAGAAAGUAAUUAUCCAACCUACUAGAACUCGAAAUUUAGAUCCAAUUUCGUGAGGCUUCCAUCGAUACCGACGAGAUAAUGAAUUUAGUAGGCGUGAAAGUAAAUGAUGGAUCAGAUUCACCAGGUCGACAGGACGAACAAGCACUUCUCAAUGGAAAUUGGCAACCACCAGUUCUGAAUGGACCCUCGUCGAUUCCGUCUCCUGGGACGUACUAUGAACCAUUGAAAGCUUCAGAUGGCUCCUUGGUGAAGAGGAACCGAACACUACGGCCUGGUAGCUACAAGCGUUACCGCAAACGAGCUAUUUUCAAAAAUGGGGACUGCAAUGUUACUCAAGCGAAGCUAGGUGGACACCGACUAAGAUUCCUUCAGGAUCCUUUCACAACACUGGUCGACUUACAAUGGCGCUGGACUCUGCUCAUCUUCACACUAAGUUUCUUCCUGUCGUGGUUGGGAUUCGCUGUCAUUUGGUGGUUGAUCGCUAUAACUCAUUUGGAUCUGGAAGAAGCCCAUUUACCUGCACUACAAGCCGACUCUGGUUGGACCCCAUGUGUCCUGAACAUUAAGGAUUUCACUUCAUGCUUCCUAUACUCCAUUGAAACACAAACGACAAUAGGUUACGGUGUCCGGACAGUGACGGAGGAAUGUCCGGAAGCGAUUUUCAUGGUGUGUUUCCAAUCUAUAUUUGGCAUGAUGCAAACAGCCUUCAUGGUUGGUUUUGUGUUUGCGAAAAUGACCCGAGCCAAGCAGCGCACGCAAACCCUUCUCUUCUCCCGUCGGGCAGUUGUAUGCCAAAGGGAUGCCGAUCUUUAUUUAAUGUUCCGAGUCGGUGACAUGCGGAAGAGCCACAUAAUCGGAGCUAAUAUUCGUGCUCAACUUAUCAGACCAAAGACAACAAAGGAGGGUGAAGUGGCCACUAUCCAUCAGACGGAGUUGGAAGUUGGUACUGAUGACUGUGGCUCAGAUUUGCUGUUUAUUUGGCCAAUGAUCGUAACACAUAAAAUCGAUGAAAACUCGCCCUUCUACAACAUGACCGCAUACGACUUCUAUUAUGAUAAAUUCGAAAUUGUGGUGAUUCUGGAAGGCACAGUUGAAUCGACAGGACAAAGUACUCAGGCCAGGUCGAGCUAUUUGAGUAACGAGAUCCUGUGGGGCCAUCGUUUUGAUCCGGUUGUAAGUUACAAUAAGGAUAAGCAAGCAUAUGAAAUAGAUUAUUCGAGAUUUAAUGAAACCACAAUGGUAGACACACCUCUAUGCAGUGCGAAGGAACUGGAGUGUUUCAAAGGAAGCAUAGGUACUCCAGAGGAAACAACAUUUGCUGUUCGGCAACAAUCGUUCGCUCCAUCUGAAUCUUAGAUUAAAUUAGGAGGCGUAGACGUUUCACUUUCUAUUCAUUAUUAAAGGAUAUGAAAAAUCCUGCAAAUCAACUCCUGGAGCUAAUUAGUAAAGCCUAGGUUACUUAGAUGCAGAGCUUGAUAAAAAGAUUAAAAUUUAAGCAGGCGUAGAGCAAAAACGAAGCUGACUAAAUCCUGUUGAUGCUAAGUAAGUUAGUUCUAAGAAAUCGUUAUGUAACACGAGCCGUUUCGAUGUGAUAAUGUUGUCGAAUAAUCCACCACGAAAUAAUUAUUUAUUAUAA